Messenger RNA from Plasmodium gonderi, 1107 nucleotides. Its product is annotated as merozoite surface protein 7. The transcript has a single exon. The record is from RefSeq and is a predicted model, not a curated record. NCBI's taxonomy places the organism in Eukaryota, Apicomplexa, Aconoidasida, Haemosporida, Plasmodiidae. Bases 1 to 1107 code for a protein of 368 amino acids.
AUGAAAGGGAGAAUUAUUGUUUUUUGUUCCCUUGUUUUGUUUUUCGCACAACCAAUACUGACAAUAGAAAAUAAUGAUGUAACACAAAAUAAUGACGAAGCGCAAAAUAAUGACACAGAUGAUGAUAAUGAUAAUAAUAAUAAUGGAAAUGACACUGAAAUAGAAACGUUAAAAGAAAAAUUACAAAACUUGCGUGCACAAAUUAAAUCCGACAAGUUCCCAAAGAACUACUCAGAAGAACAUAUUCUGCUUUUGAAGAAAAAAAUGGAAGAAUUGAAAAAUUUGAAAAAUGGAUACGUAGCAGGGGAAGUUCUUCAAAAGGGGAAGGACGAUGAAGGCAGCACUUCGGACGAUCCCAGUGAUGAGUCGGAACUUCACAAUAAGCAAUUCUUCGAGCAGGGCGUUAAGGGAAAUGACGACGAAGUAAGGGCAAGCGGGAAUGAUGCUUCUGUAGUGGGAGAAUCUGUUGGAAGUACAGGAAGUGGAGGACCUGGAGGAGCUGUCCCUAGUGCGGGAAUAUCGAGUGAAACGGGAUCAACUGGACAAGGUGUUAGUGGUGGACAGGCUGCUCAAUCAACACAAGUCCAACAAGACCAAGGAGCUGCAUCAACCGAGUCAGAUUCGCAAGUACAAGAAGCUUCACAAAGUCAACCUACCUUGAACCCGCCUUCUUCUCCUUCUGCCCCUCCCCAAGCUCCAGCUAACCCCGCAGUGCAAGUCAAACAUCUAGACACAUUGUACGAUGAACUGCUUGCGGGAGAGAAUAAAAAAAACAUUGUAGAUGAAGGAGAGAAUCAUAAAAAGUACAACGAUUUUAGAAAACAAUAUGAUAAGCUUGUUUUAAAUCAAGAUGAAUAUGAUAUAAGUCUAAAACUGUUGGGCAAUAUUUUAUCAAAAGGUGCUACGGAUCCAGAAAAAAAAGAAAAUUUUGUAAAAACAUUUAAGAAAGUAUUGCAUGACGAACAAUUUAGUCAUGAAUUUAAAAAUCUCAUAACCGGUGUUUAUAGUUUUGCCAAGAGACAUACUUACUUGAAUGGCAAAAGGACGAAGACGGACACAUACGAUAAGAUGAUCGAUUAUAUAAGCGAUUUAAUGAACAUGCUUUAG